Strigops habroptila (Kakapo) is the source of this 3823-nucleotide messenger RNA. RefSeq lists its product as uncharacterized. The transcript is spliced from 3 exons. The coding region runs from base 110 to 1171 and encodes 353 amino acids. The record is from RefSeq and is a predicted model, not a curated record. Lineage: Eukaryota; Metazoa; Chordata; Aves; Psittaciformes; Psittacidae.
UGGACCAGGUCUGCAGAGGGAUCCAGCCCUAUUCCCAGUUGUAGCUCUUGAACUCUGUAAAGGACCUGCUGGCAGUGAUGGACUUGCUUUGUACAAGGGUCAGUCUGAGAUGCGGGAGGUGAAAACACAGCACAACUCGGAGUCAGACUACUUGGCAAGAGAUGGUCCUUCAAGCAACAGCUCCUUCUACAGCAGUGAAGGAGAGGGGACAGACCAUGAAGGAGACAUUCUGGAUUGCAGCGGGUCCAGGCCUUUGCUGAUGGAUUCGGAAGAGGAGGAGGAAACCUGCAAGUUGUGCACAGGGUUCCUGCAGUCUGUGCCCAGGGAAAGGCAUGAGGCCUCCAAAGAAGAUCCCCACUCCCAGUCUUCCCAGCCUAGAGCAGGGGAGUCGCUGUUCCCUGCCUUCCAGUCACACACCGGGGAGGUUUUCAAUGAGCCGGAUGUCUUUGCCACGGCUCCUUUCCGAAGCAUGAGAAAAGUGCCUGAUGAGGUGGAUGUCUUUACCAAAGCUCCUUUUAUCUCCAAGGGGAACAUGGCUCUUAGGCAUCCAGAAGAAGCAGAUGUGUUUCUGAGAGCCCCUUUCACUAAAAAGAAAAGCGUGGAAGAGUUGACUUCCCACAGUACAUCUAAAGAGUCAUUCACACCACCCAUCCUCCUGAGUCAGGGAGGCGAUGUCCAACACCGAGCUAACCCCACGAUCCCAAGCCUGGACUCAGCAAUGUGUGGAUCCACAGCCUUGGCGAGAGCUCAGUAUCCCUCUGCUGGGUUUAAUCAGCCAGGAAAUCUUCAUCCCUCUUCCGUCAGAGCCACAGAGACCCAGGAGCACAUCCCUGCUAAAGGCUGUGUGCCGCAGGAGCAGGGCGGCAGUGCCGGCGAGAGGAGCCAGGGAGCAGCCGCGCUGCCGCAGGAAGCCGUGCUGGGCUCCGGGGGUAACAAGCCUUUCCGUCCACAAGCCCUGUCCAAAUACUCCCGUCACUACAGUCCAGAAGAUGGGCAGGGGCUCGACGUGAAGCCCAUAGCUGCUUACAAAGUGGUUUCUCAGACCAACAGACAGGCGAUAGCAGGAUCUGUCUCUGUUGUCCCUCUGUCUUCCAGGACUACAGAGCUGCCCGGCGGGGAUCCCUUUGCUUCAGCACCCUUUCCUUCCAAAGCAGGAAAGCAAAAGCCUUAAUCUGCUGUGAGCUGGGAGGUGUGCUUCCCUACGACCACCUCUCACAGGACCUCGAACCUCUUAGUUGAAAUGAAUGAUAUAGCAAUAUAUAUAUAUAAAUAAUUAUUAUUUUUUGGUCAGAACUCUAUUUGCAGUGAUAUAUAGUUGAACCAUUUUAAGUUAUGUUAGUCUGAACGCCUGGCUCUCAGGAUCUUCAUAUCCUUUUUCAGUUGCUUCUUACCUUCCUCCUCUCACUGUCUUCCCCUCCAUUUAUUUUUUAGAUGCUUUCCCAAACCAGUAAUAUUCCAUAUUUUCUGGUCCUGGCUGGGAAAAUGCAUUAUAAGAUGAAUGAAAAGGUUUAUUAAUUACAGAGCAAGUCAAGCGGGACUUGCUAGUGCUCUGGAAAGGAAGUGAUUUCCCAGGUUAAAGGGUUGUUGUGACUUCUUCCCUCUUGCCUGUCAGUGGAAGAGAGCAAGGUUGUAUAUUCCUGCUGCUUGGCAGCCAUGGCAAACCUGGCAGCCAUGCUCCCGAGUCUGUUGGGUGCACCCAUAGGUGAUGCCAUGCAGGAGAUGGUGGCACCAGGUCUGUGUAGAGCCAUUUCUUUGCUCGCUGUGCUGUGUAACACAUGGAAGUGCUUCUGCGUGCGGGCCCGGAGCAGUCAGUGGAAGGACUCACGGUGCCUUCAGUCGCUUGUCGUGCAAGCUCUGGGCUGCAUGAACUUCACAAAGCAACGGGUCAGGCUGUUGCUGUUGCUGUGUGGGCAAAGCUUUCAGUUAAUGUGCGUAUCUCCUGCCUGGUUUCUGCCAACCCCAGGGAUUUGCUGAUGGUGGUGUUGCAGGAGGGAGCUGUGCAGCAGUUUUACAGUAUUAAACAUAAGCCUUACAGAAACCUGCUUAGGCAAACGCCUCCCGAGCUGUCCUGAGCUCCAUACCUCAUGUGGUUACUUCAGCCCUGGCUGCAAUCCGGUUAGACUGAGUUACAGACAACCUUCCCUUCUGCUUGUAAACUCUGCCUUUUGUUUUCCUGGUGAUUAAGGAUGAACCUAAACAAACCCCAUCCGUGCCCCUUUGGGAAUGUUUGCCCUGCUUCCGAAAUACUGUGUGUUCUACCCUAUUCCCAAGGAGAAGGACAACUUCUUCUUGUUUGGUCAGUCAUUGAGGUAGUGAAUCCCAGUGUAGUGUUUGGAGGGGAACCAGCCCUGGGGGCAGAAAGCAAGCAGACUGUGCUCCCCUCUCCUUCCACUGAUGUAGGACAGGGAUAAGAGUGAAACCUCCCAUCUUGAUUCUACAAAAUGCCUGGUUGCAGAAGUUGUCUCAGAUCUGCAAUUUUUGGCCCUCAAAGGCUAUUUAAGUGUGGAGUGGCUUCCAAAGAUCCAGGUAUAGGGACUCUUUGGGCUCCCAGUCACUGAUGGAUCUUUGCAGUGCAGUAAUGCCUCCCCUGAGAGGGGUUGGUGCUGCAGAAUGUCUCCCAAGAGAAGAUUUUGGUGGGUUUCAUUUUAAGGACUUGACAUCUAUGGAAAAAGUCCUCCUUGACUCCAGUGGCAUCUGGCCAAGUCUCUUAAAAGCCUCGUGGUGGCCAUUUCCCAAGGGAGUUUGUUCAUUACGGUGUGAGCUGAGCCUUGCACUGAGGGUAAAGGACAUAUCUUGCAUUUUGGGGGUCUCCCACGAGUGGCUUUGAGGUCUGUGGGAGUUUGCAGGUGGAUUGUUGGAGCAAUGGGAGGGUUGCUGAGAUCAGGAUGUAGAGCAGGUCCCUGCCCUGCCCACUCUCUGAUGGGAUUGUGCUUGGAAACUACUGUGAGUACCGUCACUGUAAGAGAUGGAAGGAUCAGGUAUAGCUGCUCCUAACUCACUGGAGUCCCACUUGGGAGAGCUUCUGCAGCUGAAAAUAGACUUCAGUUUAGUUUGGCAGGGAAAAAAACCCUGCUACCACCUCUAGUACAUAGCUUUGUCCAAAUAAUAAGCACUAGAGGAAUGCAACAGGCAUAUUAAAGAUACAAGUGAAGGCUGCUUGAACAAAGCAGAGCACUGCACAGUCCAGGGUUGACUCCUAACCCAGCAGUGUAAGGGGAGGAGGGAUGGAAAAACCCUGAAUGCCAGGAGCUGACUAGCAAAGCAUGUGCAAAUAGGAGUUACCAACUGCUCCAGCUUUCCGUUCCCCUCCCCAAACUCAGUCCCCUCCAAAAUAUCUCCAGUUGCAAGAGAUGAGCCAAAUGUUCUGCUGGACGUGCUUGGCGUGGGGAUCGCCUGGAAGGGAGAGGAAGACUUUUGAGCUGAGGUCUUGCAGCCCUGGGAUGGGGAGGGAGAACACUUGGAAGCAGGGGGGCUUGCACAGCCUGAUCGCUGGCAAAUAGUGACUUGCUGAGCCCAGGUCAGGUCCAGUUCUGCUCUGCUACACUCGGAGUGAAGUAAUAUUGGUGCAUACUGGUGGUUUUUCUGUCCUCCGUCACCACGUCUUGAGAAGUACUGUAAAGAAAUCUCUGGAUUUCCCCUGAGAUGUUCCUUCAGCAACGCUGAGGCUGUUGUUGAUUGUGUUUUGUUGUUGUUUUCUGUUUCAAUCUAUACCCGAAAGGCGGUUGUUUUUGUUCUAAAUACACACACGAUGCACACCCCAAGUCGGUUGUUGCUGGAUUGGAUCUAUGCGAGAUGCAAACUGUGAAUUCAAGGGGUACCGAGG